Molecule: messenger RNA, 3497 nt
Organism: Pelodiscus sinensis (Chinese soft-shelled turtle)
Lineage: Eukaryota; Metazoa; Chordata; Testudines; Trionychidae
Product: acyl-coenzyme A thioesterase 3-like
Biological process (GO): acyl-CoA metabolic process; fatty acid metabolic process
Molecular function (GO): fatty acyl-CoA hydrolase activity
Source: RefSeq, a predicted model, not a curated record
AAGUCGGAUCCACGUAACUCGGGGACUGCCUGUAGUUGUGUAGAGUUUUUUUUUUUUUUUUGUAGUUAUACCUUCCCACUUGCUUAGUGGCAUUUUAAGGGUUGCUUUUCUGGGUUCUACAACUCUGUGGCUUGUGUUUUGGAGGUUAAACUAAAUAAUGGCUCCUUUGUGCUUAGAAUGUAUGAAACACAUGGUCAGCGAAUUUUGAGAGUCAUGGACCGGAUUCUACAGCUCUUACAUGAAUAUUUUCACUGAACUCAAUUGACUAGAGAACUGUAGGAUUGGCAAUGCUGCUAAAUGUGGCAAUGCUACUAAAAAAUAGCUAUUACAAUAGCUUUUCUCAACAGCAUUGUUGUUAAUACACAGAAUGCCAAACUUUAUUUACAGGUUGAACCUCUCUAAUUCAGCACCCUUGGAACCUGACUGGUGCCAAACCAGACAAUUUGUUGAACCACAGGAGGUCAUUAUUGUCCAGAAGCAUUGCCAACACUUCCACUGCUUCUGGGCUCUUAGAAGACAUUUAGGGUUAAAGUACAGCUAACUAACAGUACGAAACACUGAGAGCCAGGACUGGUAGCUGUAAACAAGCUUUAUGGGACCUUGCAAAAUUUGGUCACACCCAUGAUAAGUGGACACCCGGCUAACUAAAAUCAUUCUGCACCAUGCACCAUGAAUGUUGCCAAACCAAAGAGUGCUGGACUAGAGAGGUUCAACCUAUAUUAUUACAAAUCUUCAAAGAUAUAUACACAUAUUGCUCUAUCAGGCUUAGUGAAAGAAACUUGUAUUCCUGUAUUAUCAGUCAGGAAAAUGCAUAGAAACUUUAGACCGGUGGUUUUCAAACUAUAGGUCACAACCCCGUACUAGGCGGUGGACUGUCAGGCACUGGGUCUUAUUGCUGCAGGGUGAUCAGAUGACCAGUGGAGGUGCUAAGGUAGCACCAUAUAUUGCACUGCACCCUAAAAGUGCUCAGCAGCAGACCUGGCUCCUAGGGAGCAGUGGGGAGAGCAUACAGGGCUCCAUGCGCUGCUCCUGCCUUGAGCACUAGCUCUGCACUCCCAUUGGCUGGGUACUUGCUGUUGUCUGCUUCUGAGGUGCAGCAUGGUCUGCAUUGCCAGGAAGCCUGCUUUAGCAUCCCUGCUUCACCGCUGACCAGGAGCUGCUAGAGGUAAGUCCCACCUGCCCCAGCCAUGACGACCCUCCCCCCCGAAACCCAGAGCCCCCUCCUACAUGCCAGAGCUCUCCUCCUGAGCCCCACCUCAGAGCACACACUCUUAGUCAAAUUAUUUUGGAUCACGGGCAUCAACAAUUUUCUUCAACUGGAUCACGAGAAAAAAAAAUUGAAAACCGCUGCUUUAGACAGCGGUUGUCAGAAAAAUCCUUUCAAAAGAAACAAAUUAAUUCUGUCCCUAAGCCUGAUUUUUCACAUAGCCCCAGUUCCUCAGUUACCGAAAACUAGAGUUGUAUUCAAGACACAGAAUUUAGAUUCACAACUGAAUUAGAAUCUGAUUGGGUUAUUUGGAUUCAGUGUGCCUUAAUAGAGCCAUGAAUUUCCAAAUUAAUUCUGUGAUCAGAUAUAAACUUCCCAAAGUCUGGAGAGAAGAUCGGGUUUAGAACUGUUUUUAUUGUUUGGCCCCAUAUAUAUGAAACACUGUCAGUUUCCAAAUAUUUCUUAUUCAUUCCAGCACUGUUGGGAGUUUCUUAUAUCUAAAAUAUUAAAUCACGAGUCCUGGAAUGAAUGAAUUAAUAGUUCAGUACAGUCUCUUCAAACAAAAGCUUCCCAGCUUGGAGCUGUGCAGUCCUUUUCUGAUAUUUUGAACUACAUCUCCCAGAAACCUUUGCAACAAAGCUUCCAAGUCUGUAGUUCCUAUUGACUCUGGCACUUGCAGGGAUUUCAACAACAGCCUUCUGACAAUUCUUGCCACACAGGUAGCUGCAUUAGGCUGAACUCCUCCAACACUCGAUGGCUGUGAGUGUGAAGAUCUUGCCUUCUCCGAAGUGUUUGUUUGAUGAUCCCAUUCAGAUUAAAGUGGAAGGUCUCUCACCGCUGCAGGAGGUCACCCUGAGAGCAUCCCUGAUUGAUGAGAACAAGGAACUUUACCAAUCCUUUGCCUACUACAGAGCUGAGAGCAAUGGAGAACUGGACCUGACAUGCUCCUCAGCGCUGGCUGGCAGCUACUCUGGGGUAGAACCCAUGGGACUGCUGUGGUCACUGGAAUCUAAAACACCCUUCAAACGGCUGGCGAAGAAGAAUGUCCUAACCCCUUUUUACGUGCACGUGGAAGUGUUUGAGGGCCACAGUAUCACCAGCCAGCUCCUGGGCAAAUGCAUUAAUGAGCGGAAAUUUUUGGGAGAGGGAGUGAAGAGGAUUCCAGUCAGGGAAGGUCGGCUCAAGGCAACUCUCUUCUUGCCUCCUGGAUCUGGUCCAUUCCCAGGACUUAUCGACUUAUAUGGAUCUGGAGGAGGUCUUGUUGAGUACAGAGCGAGUCUCUUGGCUAGCAGGGGCUUUGUAACCCUGGCUGUUGCUUAUUUAGCCUUCGAAGAUAUCCCAGCUAUCCCAGACAUCCUUGAACUGGACUAUUUUAGAGAGGCUGUGGAGUUUCUGCAGAAGCAGCAGCAGGUGAAAGAUUCUGGGAUCGGAGUUUUGGGCUUAUCUAAAGGAGCAGAUCUUGCCCUUUCUCUGGCCACAUUUCUGCCAAGCAUCAAAGCAGCUGUCAGCAUUUCUGGAUGUGGUGUUAAUACCUACAUCCCCCUGCGUGUUAAUGGUUUCACCAUUCCUCACCAUCCGUAUGACUUGGGGAGGAUGAAGAUUGACGAUGAAUCUGGAAUGGCAGAUUAUUCAGAAAUCCUGGAUGAUCCUAGGGACUCAGCCACUUGGUCCAGCCGUAUUCCAGUAGAGAAAUCUCCCGCCAAGUUCCUCUUCUUGUCAGCACAGAAUGACAGAAGCUUGAAAAGCGAGCUCUACUGCCGAGACGUUGUUCACCACCUUCGGCAGUGUGGCCGAGAUGUGGAGUUUUACUGCUAUCCUGGGGCAGGGCACCUCCUGGAACCACCGUAUUUUCCUUUGUGCCAGGUUUCAUAUCACAGGCCACUUGGGAUAUGGAUGCUGUGGGGAGGGCAGUGGAGGGAGCAUGCCAAGGCACAGGAGGAUGCAUGGCAGCAGAUACAGGUCUUUCUCCAGCAACACUUGCUGGACUCGGAUGCCAUCAAGAGUAAACUAUAGGGGAGAGAUUGCCCAGGCAUCCUAGGAGUUACAUGCCAACUCCCAGUGAGAGGCAAUAGGAAUUGGGUCCUGGCAUAGGUAGUAUUUUGAAAAUAGAACUCUGAAAAAAUUAAUCUUUGCUCUAUUACGCUUCUAUUCUCUUCCCAAACUGCACCUGCUCUCCUGUUUUCUUUCCUGCUGCUCUGCUGAUUUCAUAUUCCCUUGGAGUGGAAUGUUAGGGUCCUCUAGACCAAUGUUUCUCAACCUUUUUUUUUUUUUUUUUUUAAAGUACCCCUUU